AUGGGCUUCUUCCUGCUCAACCUCUCCCUCACAGACCUGGGCUGCAUCUGCACCACUGUCCCCAAAGCCAUGCACAAUUCCCUCUGGGGCACCACAACCAUCUCCUACAAGGGAUGUGCUGCACAGCUUUUUUUCUUUUAUUUCUUCAUCACAGCAGAGUAUUUCCUCCUCACCGUCAUGUGCUACGACCGCUACGUUGCCAUCUGCAAACCCCUGCACUACGGGACCCUCCUGGGCAGCAGAGCUUGUGCCCACAUGGCAGCAGCUGCCUGGGCCACUGGCUUUCUCACUGCUCUGCUGCACACAGCCAGUACAUUUUCCCUGCCCCUGUGCCAGGGCAAUGCCCUGGGCCAGUUCUUCUGUGAACUCCCACACAUCCUCAAGCUUUCCUGCUCACACUCAGGCUACCUCAGGGAAAUUAUGCUCCUUAGGGUUAGUGUCUCUUUAGUGUUCGGUUGUUUCGUUUUCAUUGUUUUCUCCUAUGUGCAGAUCUUCAGGGCUGUGCUGAGGAUCCCCUCUGAGCAGGGACGGCAUAAAGCCUUUUCCACCUGCCUCCCUCACCUGGCUGUGGUCUCCCUGUUUGUCAGCACUGGCGUAUUUUCUGACCUGAAGCCCCCCUCCAUCUCCUCCCCAUCCCUGGAUCUGGCCUUGUCAGUUCUGUACUCAGUGGUGUCUCCAGCACUGAACCCCCUCAUCUACAGCCUGAGGAACCAGGAGCUCAAGGAUGGCAUAAGGAAAAUGAUGACUGGAUGCUUUUCACGAGCAACAACCUGCGUCUUUUCUUCGGCACAACACUCAUUGUGUAACCCCUUACUGGCCCAUCCUGCGUCCUAA
This is a messenger RNA of Neopelma chrysocephalum (saffron-crested tyrant-manakin), 834 nucleotides long. Its product is annotated as olfactory receptor 14J1-like. The transcript has a single exon. Gene Ontology annotation, molecular function: olfactory receptor activity; G protein-coupled receptor activity. The record is from RefSeq and is a predicted model, not a curated record. Bases 1 to 834 code for a protein of 277 amino acids. Gene Ontology annotation, cellular component: membrane. NCBI's taxonomy places the organism in Eukaryota, Metazoa, Chordata, Aves, Passeriformes, Pipridae. Gene Ontology annotation, biological process: G protein-coupled receptor signaling pathway.